AUGUACAAGUUUACCGAGCCGAGCUCCCCUGCGACGCCGCAGCGCAAUCAGCGAGGCGCUCCCAGCGCGCUCUUUUCCUUCACUGGCGAGCAUCCCAGUACGACACCUGCUGGACCGCCGCCUCCGUCGUCUGCUCCCUCCUUCACACCAGCUGGCGAGCCCUCGCCAUCUUUUCUGCAGAGUUCCAUUGGCACUGCAGCAAGCUCGACCAACAAGCCCAAGCCGCCCAACUUUGGACGGCCCAACCUAUCAAGUUCCAUGAAGCCUCGCAGCAGAGGACCUCUGGCCAGCUCGAUCCGUGGAAAAGGCGCCCUUGGACAACCUUCGGGGCUUAGCAAGCACUCGUAUUCCAUUCUGGAUGACCUUAGCGACGAAUCAGACGAAGAGGAUGACGCGCUACCAGCUCCUCGUUCUGGAACUUAUGGGAUGAAUUUUGACGACUCAGAAGAGGAGGAGGAGGAUGAUGAGGAGCUUGAUGAGGAUGCAGAACAUGACGAAGACGACGAGGAAGUGGACGCCGAGUAUGAUGACGAGCAGGACUCUGAAAACGAGCCGAUGGACGAGGAAGACGCUGAAGGAGAAGAAGACGACGAAUACGAGGAUGAGGAGGAGGAAGAUGCCGACUAUGACAUUGAGGAAGAGCUUCUGCAAGAGAUUGCUGCCGAAGCUUCGGGAGACCCAUUCGGUGUAGACAAUAUGGACAUUGCCCUUCCUGCAGCAACCGAACGCAUGCAGAGAGAAGCCGACGACAUCUUUCGCGCAUCCGCCAUGCGCUCCAUUUCAGGUCCACGACGCGAGUUCAAUUUUGCAUCGGUCGCUAAAGAUCUUUACAGUCAAUUGGGUUACGCCAGAAUAACCGAGCCAGCAGAAGUGAUCAUACCCACCGAGGAUAUGAUCAGCCAGCUAUUCGAUGAAGGCGUCGGGGCUGAGGACGAUGAAGAGCGCUUGGACAAUACUCUGGCCAUGGCAACAGAACAAUUGGUCGACAAUGUGUGGGAACCGUACCAUGUCCUUCUACCUAAAGAUGACCAGGAACACGAAGCCAAGGUUGGUCCCGGACCCAACCAACCCGACUUUGAGAAGGCUUCUUGGAUCGCUUCCAUGGUAUUCCGGAUACAUCACACAGCUCCCCUCAGAAAUCAAUUCGGCGCAUCCCAGGUUAUCCCUCUCCCACUGGUGCUAUUCAAGUGGCAGGACGAGUACCAUGAUCCUAGCAGAAAUCAGAUUUUGAGCAUCAGGGAUCACCUUCCUUGUCCAGCAGCGCAUAGUCUGUUCUGGCAGGGCGUCUACAUGUCUUUGAUUCGAGGCAAUGUUCAGGCUGCUGCUACGCUACUCAGAAGGGCAGAUUGGGAAAGCGUCAAGAAGGGUACAAGGGCUGAGCGCGCAUACACCGGUCAAGUCUUGACAAACAUUAACCGGGUUGUUGAAGAUGUCUGUUCGAUUAUGGACAUAUGUCCAGGUAUGCGGGACGAGAAUUGGGACAUCCGUAGCAGUGACUGGACUCUCUUCCGUAUCAAGGCAAAGGCAGCCAAGGAGAACCUUAUCAACUUUGCUGAGGGCAAAGACCGACCUCACCGACCGGCGAAUCGCUUCGUUGACGCUGAUCUGGCUAGCCCUCAACCCACCCUCACUGGAUUGGCAAGGAAAGCCGAGAGCCGCUUGCCAUGGGACAUAUAUGAAGCACUUCAGUCACUUUAUUCUAUUCUGGUGGGUGAAGCUGAAGCCAUUACAGCGGCAGCACAAGACUGGUGCGAAGCAACCGUUGGUCUCUUUGGAUGGUGGGAUGAUGGCCAUAGCAACCGCAAGUUGGGCUUGUCUCUGUCCCAAUCACUGGGCGCUCCGCCGGUCGGGGAUGACGACUGGCUUGACCGUCUUGCUCUAUCCUUCCGUGCAGCCAUGGAUUCGGAUUUUCAUUUCAACACCAUCGACCCCGUCGAGGUCUGUAUCGCGUGUGUGUUUGAGAGCAAUGUCGAGGGCAUUAUUGGUUUUCUGCGGGCAUGGUCUCUCCCUGUUGCAUCUGCAGUUGCCGAGAUAGCAUCACUCGGUCGAUGGUUGCCUGUACCUGAAGCCGAUCUCAUCGACAUUGAGACUUUUAGCCAGGACGAUCUCGAAGUUUUCGGGUUCAACCAAAUUACAGACUCGAAAGACAAGGAUGGCAUCAAGGAUACAACUCUGAUUCGAUAUGCACGUGCUCUAAACGAGAUCAAGCAGCUGACUGGUAGCAUUCCCAAGAAGAAUGGAACUGCCACGAAUGUUACAAGGGAAGGCUGGGAACUGGCUGUGCAGGUUGUCGGGCGAAUGGACGACGCGGCCCGGUCUGAGGAGCUGGUCAAUGAGCUUUUGCAGAGCAGCCUCGACAAGCUUGAGCCAGACAGUCAGGAAACAGUCAACAAGAUGUGGACGUUGCUCAACCAGCUCGGUAUGAUCAAUUUUGCCGAGGAUACUGCUGAGCGAUACGGCGACAUACUAAAGGAAGAUACCUACCGGUUUGGAGACAUGCUUUGGUACUAUGCCCUAGCUCACCGGCCCGGUAAGAUUCGAGAUGUGCUUAAUGGUCUCAUGUCGAUUUCUCUUGCCGAAUCCACUACGUAUCCGCCAGAAAGCGAGCUGGACGAGCGUCUGCGAUCAAUACUGAAGGAGCGUACCACUGUGCUUGAACAAUUUGCACUCCAGGAUCUGGAAGCUGCUGAACUGUUGGGCAAGAUGUUGAGUGGUUAUGCGACACUUCGAAAGUUCUAUGAGCUCCGAGACGGCAACGGCAAAGGCAACUCGCAUUCACUGGCGCGACGUCAGCAAGCUGCAACAGCGCUAUCCUUCGUUAUCGCUAGUGCCGACGACAACAUUCGAGGCGGCAUGUACGAUGAUACCCGUGAUGCUGUGGUCAGUGAAGACUUUAUCCUCGCUUUGCUGGGUGAGGCUUCGGUCUUUGUGAAUCAAAAGCCAACUGUGCUCAACCAAGACCAGCUCGACACCCUUUUGAAGGCGGUCGAGGAUAUUCAAACGGUUGGCUCAAGGGUUUACGAGGCGGCAGAUGCAUUCUUCCAAAUGGUCAUGUCUUCUGGUCACGGCAAGGGAUCAACGCCAGCUGAUCUGAUGAAGAAAUCGACAACGUCUCUCGGCGGCAGUUUUGUCAUGACCGGCAGCUCCAUGGUGGCGUCGCAGCUGCACAAGUCCAUCCGGGAGAGCGGUGUGCUCAAGGGACCUAUCAAGCGGUCUUGGGACUGGCGGACAAGCGUGGUGGCGGGAAGCACUUCAGCAGAUAUUCUCAAGAAGAUUAGGCUCGGUCUCACCAAGGACAUUGCCAAUAUCUGGCUUGAGCAGGCUGAUAGCAUCAUGAUGUAG
Molecule: messenger RNA, 3342 nt
Organism: Pestalotiopsis fici W106-1
Lineage: Eukaryota; Fungi; Ascomycota; Sordariomycetes; Amphisphaeriales; Sporocadaceae
Exons: 2
Coding region: 1-3342 (1113 amino acids)
Biological process (GO): positive regulation of DNA-templated transcription; protein import into nucleus; mRNA export from nucleus
Cellular component (GO): nuclear pore outer ring
Molecular function (GO): structural constituent of nuclear pore
Source: RefSeq, a predicted model, not a curated record